AAAAAGAUAUUAAUAAAAAAUCCAACUCUCUGCCUCCCUCUUUCAUCAUCUAUUCACCAUUUUCUUCUUCCAAAGUUUUCUCCAUACUUCCACUUAACUUUCAUUUCAUCAUUCCAUUUCUAGGGUUUAUAAACUCCAUUCAUGACACCCUAAAUCCACCACAACCUCCAUCGCCAUCGCCAUCGCCAUGGAAGCUCGCAGUCAAACUAAUGCCACCGCAGACGGUGGCGGUGGUGCCGCCGUUCCACCGCCUGCGCCGCUUCCGAUUUCAACCGUCAAUGCUCCGCCACCGUUCUUGGUGAAAACUUACGAUAUGGUGGAUGAUCCUGCUACCGAUAAAGUUGUUUCCUGGACCUCUUCCAAUAACAGCUUCGUUGUUUGGGAUCCACCGGAGUUUGCUAGAGAUCUGUUGCCGAAAUACUUUAAGCAUAAUAAUUUCUCCAGCUUUGUUCGCCAGCUCAACACCUAUGGAUUUAGAAAAGUUGACCCAGAUCGUUGGGAAUUCGCAAACGAGGGAUUUUUAAGAGGUCAAAAACACUUGCUUAAAAAUAUCGUUCGCCGAAAAUCAACUUCGGGACACACCCAACCAGCUCAACAACCUCAUCAACAGACGUCCUCAGUGGGUGCAUGUGUCGAAGUCGGAAAAUUCGGUCUAGAGGAAGAAGUAGAGAGACUAAAAAGAGACAAAAACAUUCUAAUGCAAGAGCUCGUCAGGCUACGACAGCAACAACAAAGCACCGAUAAUCAAAUGCAGUCUAUGGUGCAACGUCUUCAGGGGAUGGAACAACGACAACAACAAAUGAUGUCGUUUUUAGCAAAAGCGGUCAACAGCCCCGGGUUUUUGGCUCAGUUUGUACAACAGCAAAACGAGAGCACCCGUUUAAUAACCGAAGGGAAUAAAAAACGAAGGUAUAAAGAAGACGGAGUCGUUUCAAAUUCAAACGAACAUUCGUCUAAUGGGCGGAUUGUUAGGUACCAACCCGCGAUGAAUGAUGCGGCUCAAGCAAUGCUUAAACAACUCAUGAAAUUAGAUAAUUCUUCAUCCCGUUUGAAUAGUUUUAGCUCGGGAGUUACUCUUCAAGAGGUCGCACCACCAGCUUCUGGUCAAUCUUAUUUACCGGCAGUGACAGGUGUACUUUCUGCACCUCUAGAAGCAAAUUCUGAAGUGACUGCAUCAGCAGUAACAGAUAUAGUUGACGGUCAGGAUUUUCCCGAUGUGCCUGAGCUCUCACAGUUGCAAGAAUUGGUGUCGGAUGCUAGCGUUGACAGUUACAUACACCCCGAAGUACAGAAUCCGCCCCCCCUUGACCCGAAUAUGGUUGAUGAAAAGCUAGCGUUGGAAAUCGGGAGUUUUUCUCCUGAUGCGGAUGUAGAAUGGGAUAGUAAUUUGCUGACGGAAAUGGAGAAGUAUCUGACCGCAUACGACCCGUCGUGGGAGCAGUUUCUUGAGCAGAGUCCGGAGGCUAACACAAACGAUGAAAUGGACUCUGGGCCGGUGGAUGAUGACGUCAUAAUGGGAAGUGAAAUGAAGUCGUCAGAAACCGAGUGUUCGAGGUCUCAAAUGCAGCAGCUCACUAAACAAAUGGGGCUUCUUUCUUCAGAUACUAGAAACACUUGAUAUACAAUUGUUCCAUGCGUAUAAGUAAUUUUAGACAUGCAUCUUGUCUUUUUGAAGAGAAAUAACAUAUGUGAGUUAUGUUGACUUUGACCCUUUGAAUAUGUCAGCUGUUUGAUGCAAUCCAUUACAUGUAGAUAAUUUCAUCA
Helianthus annuus (common sunflower) is the source of this 1764-nucleotide messenger RNA. RefSeq names its product heat shock factor protein HSF8. NCBI's taxonomy places the organism in Eukaryota, Viridiplantae, Streptophyta, Magnoliopsida, Asterales, Asteraceae. Gene Ontology annotation, molecular function: DNA-binding transcription factor activity; RNA polymerase II cis-regulatory region sequence-specific DNA binding. Gene Ontology annotation, cellular component: nucleus. Gene Ontology annotation, biological process: regulation of transcription by RNA polymerase II. The transcript has 2 exons. Bases 188 to 1618 code for a protein of 476 amino acids. The record is from RefSeq and is a predicted model, not a curated record.